Molecule: messenger RNA, 5807 nt
Organism: Nematolebias whitei (Rio pearlfish)
Lineage: Eukaryota; Metazoa; Chordata; Actinopteri; Cyprinodontiformes; Rivulidae
Product: cohesin subunit SA-2
Exons: 34
Coding region: 271-4086 (1271 amino acids)
Biological process (GO): sister chromatid cohesion
Cellular component (GO): cohesin complex; chromatin; nucleus
Molecular function (GO): chromatin binding
Source: RefSeq, a predicted model, not a curated record
CCCAGGUCGUCGACACACAACAAACCGAACUACGGAGCAAGCGGGGUGAGAACGUCCGAAACCGCCUCUGACCGCGACUUUUAAACUCUUUUUUACCCCCCCACAGAAUUAGAGCGGGAUUAAGACAGAGGCUGUAUAAGUAUAACAAAAGUUAGGAUUGGAACAGGACUACAUUUGAGAACCAGGUCACAUGCAACAUCCCCUAAUUCGUUUAUAAUCGAGGAGCUCAAGUCAGAUCUAAGUUGACGUGAUCCAAAAGAUGUUGCAGAAAUGAUAGCAGCACCAGAAAUACACUCAGAGUUUGCCUACACUCAGGAUACAGAUACUAGAUUUUCCUCAGACACAGACUUCUCUGAGGAUCUAGAUGGAAGGACUGCAAAUAAAGGAAAGGGUGGGAAGAAGGGGAAGAAAGGUGCAGGGGAGAAAGGCAAAGGAGGAAAGGGUGCAGGCCGGAUAAAUGGCCACCACCAGGAAAAUGGCAUGGAAAACGUGAUGCUGUUUGAGGUGGUAAAACUGGGCAGAAGUGCAAUGCAGUCUGUUGUUGAUGAGUGGAUUGAAUCUUACAAACAUGACAGGGAUGUUGCACUGCUAGAUCUCAUCAACUUCUUUAUUCAGUGCUCAGGAUGUAAAGGUGUGGUCACCGGAGAAAUGUUUCGAAACAUGCAGAACUCUGAGAUCAUUCGACGAAUGACAGAGGAAUUUGAUGAGGACAGCGGCGAUUAUCCUCUAACCAUAGCCGGGCCACAGUGGAAGAAGUUCAAAACAAGCUUUUGUGAAUUCAUUUCAGUGCUCGUUCGCCAGUGUCAAUACAGUAUCAUUUAUGAUGAGUACAUGAUGGACACUGUCAUCUCUCUUCUUACUGGACUAUCAGACUCCCAAGUUCGAGCUUUCAGACACACCUCAACACUGGCAGCCAUGAAGCUGAUGACAGCCCUGGUGAAUGUAGCUCUAAACCUGAGCAUUAACAUGGAUAACACCCAGCGCCAGUAUGAGGCAGAGAGGAAUAAGAUUGUUGCUAAAAGGGCAAAUGACAGGCUGGAGCUGCUCCUGCAAAAACGCAAAGAGCUUCAAGAAAAUCAGGAUGAAAUUGAAAACAUGAUGAAUGCAAUUUUCAAAGGAGUGUUCGUCCAUCGAUAUCGGGAUUCAAUAGCAGAAAUCAGGGCAAUCUGUAUAGAGGAGAUUGGAGUAUGGAUGAAACUCUACAGUGAUGCCUUCCUCAACGACAGUUAUUUGAAGUAUGUGGGAUGGACAAUGCAUGAUAAGCAAGGAGAGGUACGUCUGAAGUGUCUGACGGCUCUGCAGGGCCUUUACUACAACAGAGAGCUCAAUGCAAGACUGGAGCUCUUCACCAGUCGCUUUAAGGACCGUAUUGUCUCUAUGACUCUUGAUAAGGAGUAUGAUGUUGCAGUACAAGCUAUUAAACUUCUCACUCUAGUCUUAAAUAGUACAGAUGAGGUGUUGACCCCUGAGGACUGUGAGAGCGUCUACCACUUGGUCUACUCUGCACACAGGCCGGUCGCUGUUGCAGCUGGAGAGUUCUUAUAUAAGAAAUUGUUCAGCCAGCGAGAACCAGAGGAGGAAGGAGCCCCUAAAAGAAGAGGAAGACAAAGUCUGAACGCCAACCUCAUUAAGACCACCGUCUUUUUCUUCCUUGAGAGCGAGCUCCAUGAACAUGCAGCAUACUUGGUGGAUUCCCUCUGGGAAUGUGGUGCAGAGCUACUGAAAGACUGGGAGUGUAUGAUCAGCUUAUUGAUAGAUGACCCAUUACCAGGAGAGGAAGCUCUUACUGACAGACAAGAAACAGCUUUGAUUGAAAUCAUGCUGUGCACUGUACGUCAGGCUGCUGAAUGCCACCCACCUGUUGGAAGAGGAACAGGCAAGAGGGUAAUGACAGCUAAAGAGAAGAAGACUCAGCUGGAUGAUCGAACAAGAUUAACGGAGCUGUUUGCUGUGGCUUUGCCGCCUCUACUGGCCAAGUAUGCUGUUGAUGCAGAGAAGGUGACGAACUUGUUACAGUUGCCUCAGUACUUUGAUCUGGAAAUUUACACCACUGGACGUCUAGAGAAGCAUCUGGACGCCCUGCUGCGUCAGAUUAAAGAAAUUGUGGAGAAACACACGGACACAGAAGUUCUGGAGUCCUGCUCAAAGACCUACCAUGCUCUCUGCAACGAGGAGUUCACAAUCUUUAACAGGGUAGAUAUAUCCCGCUCCCAGCUCCUGGAUGAGCUGGUGGACAAGUUCACAAGGCUGCUGGAGGAUUUCCUACAAGAGGGUGAAGAUGCUGAUGAAGAUGAUGUUUAUCAGGUUUUGUCGACUUUGAAGAGGAUCACAGCAUUUCAUAAUGCACAUGACCUGUCGGGGUGGGACCUCUUUACCAGCAACUUCAAACUUCUCAACACGGGUAUAGAAAAUGGAGAUAUGCCUGAACAGAUAGUCAUUCAUUCACUGCAGUGCACCCACUAUGUUAUUCUGUGGCAGCUGGCCAAACUGUCUGAGGGCAGCUCCAGAAAGGAUGACAUGGUGACCCUGAGGAAACAGAUGAGGGCGUUCUGUUUGAUGUGUCAGCGCUACCUCACAAACGUUAACACGGCCGUCAAAGAGCAGGCUUUCACCAUCCUGUGUGAUCUCCUGCUCAUCUUUAGCCACCAGAUGGUGUCUGGGGGCAGGGAACACUUGGAGCCCUUGGUCUAUUCCCCAGAGGACUCUUUACAGUCUGAACUGCUCUCCUUCGUCCUCAACCACGUCUUCAUAGACCAGGACGAUGACACAAAUAGCACAGAUGGGCAGCAAGACGACGAGGCAGUAAAAAUUGAAGCUUUGCACAAGAGGAGAAACCUCCUGGCUGCCUACUGUAAGCUCAUCAUCUACUGUGUUGUAGAAAUGAAAACUGGGGCCGACAUCUUCAAACAGUACAUGAGGUAUUAUAAUGAUUAUGGUGACAUCAUCAAGGAAACUAUGAGUAAAACUCGGCAAAUUGACAAGAUUCAAUGUGCGAAGACGCUCAUUCUUAGUCUGCAGCAGCUGUUUAAUGAAAUGCUGUCGGAACUGGGUCAUGGAUUUGAUCGAUCCUCCUCUGCGUUCUGUGGAAUCAAAGAGUUGGCCCGUCGGUUUUCUCUAACCUUUGGGCUCGACCAAGUCAAAACCAGAGAUGCCAUUGCUAUGUUGCACAAGGAUGGUAUUGAGUUUGCAUUUAAGGAGCCCAGUCCUCAAGGAGAGGGAGGUCCUCCUCUCAACUUGGCGUUCUUAGACAUCCUGAGCGAGUUCUCCUCCAAACUCAUGAGACAAGAUAAGAGGACUGUCCACAUGUACCUGGAGCGCUUCAUGACGUUCCAGAUGGCGCUGCAACGAGAGGACUGCUGGCUUCCACUGAUCUCCUACAGAAACUCGCUGCAGGCUGGGGGUGAUGACGACACCAUGUCUGUCAUGAGCGGCUACUCCAGCCGAGGCUCCUCCGUUCGCUCCAAGAAGGCCAAACCACCUGUGGCUACAGCCGGAACGUCGGCAGCAAAGAGGAAACUGCCAGAGGAGGAGAGCAGCAGUGCCGUCGAGGCUUGGCAGCAAAGCAUCCAGACCCCUGUCAUGUUGCCCUCCCCCCAUCUCACCUCUACAGCCAUGCGAGACCCCAAAAGAGGUCGUGAUGACAGCUACAUGGGGGUCUACGCUCUUCCUCACGAGCAGCCUCAGCCCCACCAACACCCGCAGCACCAUCAACAGACGCCACAGCACCACCAGACACCCAUGGAUUACAAUUCCCAGGUGACGUGGAUGCUGGCGCAGAGACAGCAAGAGGAGGCGCGCCAGCACCAAGAAAGAGCCAUGAACUACGCCAAGCUCAGGUCCAAUCUGCAGCAUGCCAUUCGUCGCGGCACCGGGCUGAUGGAGGAAGACGAAGAGCCUAUUGUAGAGGAUGUUAUGAUGUCAUCCGAGGGUCGCAUGGAUGACCUCAAUGAAGGCAUGGACUUUGACACCAUGGACAUUGAUCUGCCACCAUCUAAAAACCGCCGUGAGAGAUCUGAGCUCAAGCCCGACUACUUCGAUCCUGCUUCAAUCAUGGAUGAAUCGGUCCUUGGGGUGUCCAUGUUUUAAGCUAACAUCCAGAUGAUUUUGACGAUGGGAGAACAGAAGAGGCGCUUUGUAUUUAAAGAGAAUUUUAGAUGCGAAAACGAGUGUUUUCUGUAAGAAAAAGCAAAAAAUAAAACAAAAAAAAAUAGAUUCUGGCUUGUACUCCACGUGGACCAAUGACAACCCAUACUCAGUGUUGCUUGCUCAGAGAGGACUUUGUUUCAAGAAUUUAACUUUUCUAAUGUUGGGUGAGCUCUUCCUGUUUGAAACCAGUGCAACAGGCCACUUCCAAAUACCUAUUAGAAAGGUCUGAAGAAAAAUUAUAGCUUUUUUUUUUUCUUCCUUCCUUUCGUUCUUUUUUUUUUUUUUUUUUUAAAGGGGAUGAAUCAGUGUGUUUUAACUUAAGAAAUGUUUUUUUUUAUGUCUAACCCUUUUUACAAUUGUAGUAAGUUACCAGGUGUGAUGUAGUAAUUUAUAAACAAACUGUAGUAGCUUGCUUGUACCGUGUUAGCCAAGUGGAUGGAGGUCUUUCUGUUUGUUUCCUUAUUGUUUUUCUUUGUUUACUUCAAUCUCUUCAGUUGUUUUUUUUCUUUCUCCUCCCUGUUGUCGGGUCUGAGUCGAGGUCCUGAAAACCACUGGUGGUUAAGAUGUUGAGAUGUCACGUAGAAUCAGUCUAGAUCCUUUUUAUGCUGUGAAGAUUACCCAGAGUUCACUUUAACUCUCAGUCCAACUCCAAGAUUUGGUUCACUCCUAAACUGUCUGCUAGAAGAAGCUGCAAAGUUUUGUUCCUGUAGUACCACUGUGUGGGCUCAAUAAAAACACCUUGAUGGGGAAAAACAAAAGUUUAAUAAAAUUGUCACCUUUUUGCUCCUAAAAUCCCACAGCAUAAUGUUAAGAUCUCUACAUUUUAAAUAAAAGUUAUAUAUGAAUCGGUGCUGAUUUUAUAUGCGUGCUUUUGGUUUUUCUUAUUUUCAAUCUUAAGGACGAAAGUUGGAAAAAUGUAAAACUUUAAAAAAAAAAAAAAAUGGAAGCAUGUGAAAUCAUGCAUCAAGGAAGAUUUUUUUUUUUUUAAUUGUAUUUUUUACGUUCAAAAAAAUUUUCCUCCUUUUUUGUCUUGAUGAUGUCUUUCUACCUUUUUUCCUACGUGUAAAUUAGUUUGGAUAAAAACUGAUGAAAAGACUCGUGAAAUUCAGCUUUAAAAGUUUUUUCAGCGCGGAAAAAUAAGUCCUGUCACAAAAAAAACCAUUCAAAUGUUCAACCUGUGAGCUCAGACAGAACUGAACCCAAACGUUAUUCAGCAGCGCCGUGGCAGCUAGACAAAGGUUUUUUUUUUUUUGUUUUUUUUUUUGACAUACAAGUUUUAAUGAAAUGUUUUGUCUACUGAGGUCUUUUAUUUUGUAGUCAUUCCAUGCUUAAGCCUUAAAACCUGCUUGUGGAGGUCACCUUUUCUCACAGUAAUCUUCCAUGUCCGAGGUGAAUAAUUGGCUCUUAGAACAUGAAUACGAGGUGGUCAGAUGUAAUGUGAUAAAGUAGAUAAACAGCCUAUACGUGUUUGCCUAAUUAUUUUAUGUAAGUACAAAAAAAACCAACUCUUCUAAGGAUAAAAAAGCGUACUGUUUAUUGUUUGUUACUUACCACUACAUGGGUAUAAAUUCUUAUUAGAUCAUGUGUAUAUAUACAAAAUUUAAUUUCUGUUUUUCAUUUUCUCCUACACUGAGUUGUCUAUUAUCCCACCAUCUUUCAGU